Molecule: messenger RNA, 2749 nt
Organism: Pyrus x bretschneideri (Chinese white pear)
Lineage: Eukaryota; Viridiplantae; Streptophyta; Magnoliopsida; Rosales; Rosaceae
Exons: 2
Coding region: 1392-2375 (327 amino acids)
Source: RefSeq, a predicted model, not a curated record
UCUCUCUCUCUCUCUCUCUCUCAAUUCACAAAUACACAUAUCUUCCUUUUUUGGGUAUUUUUAGGCUAAGUUUUAAUUUUUCACACAUCCUUUCAUCUGGGGCUGAUUCGGAUCAGGAUCCCGUACCGAACUGGUAACCCGAAUCUCAAACCAAUUCAUUUCUGGACGGGAUCUCAAAACCGAAACUGAACCAAAAUUAUAGGAUUCCCGAAUAAUUUUGGCGAUUUUAGUAUCGUUCGGGACAAUUGUAUAAAUCCAAAUUCCAAAAAUCAAUUGCAAAAAUCAAAUCCAAAUUGCAAAAAUUACAGAAACCCCAAUUGCAGAAAUCAAAUCCUAGAAAAAACCCUAAUUGCAGAAACCAAAUCCAAAUCCAAAUCCUAGAACCCAAUUUUCACACACCCUAGAAAUCUAAUUUUAAUUCAAACAAAAUUGCAUCAACCGGAGAAAAUUAGUUCCAACCAAUCCGGUGCUGCUUUCGAUUCUGAUACUAGUGAGUUUGUGAUUAGGGCCAUCUCUUUCCUACUCCUUCCUGCUUGCUGGAUAUGCUGAACCUGAUUUGCUUGUUGUUUGUAUGGUGGCUGGAGCGAGAUGAGAGGGUAUGGUGAGGUGGUCGGAGUCGAGACUCGGACAAGGUAGUGGUGGUGGCUAGGUUCGAGAUCCACUGACGGAGUGGUGGUGGUGGUGGUUAGGUUCGAGAUCGACCGACAGAGUGGUGCUGGUGGCUGGGUUUGAGAUCGACCGAAGGAGAAUUAGAGACGGGGACUGACAGGCGAAGAAAUAGGAGGAGUCGAGAGAACAGAGAGAGAGCAGUCGAGAGAGAGACAGUGAGAGUGAGGCCUAGAAAGGUUAGGGUUAAUUAUAAACGAACGGUUGAGAUUAAAUCUCAACCAAAUCCAACGGUUUAUAAUAAUUAAAACUAUAUAUUUAAUUAUAUAUAAAAAUUGUUCGGUUCGGUUCGGGAUUUUCGAACGAAGGUAGGUUGAAUACGAAAAUCCGUACCAAAAGUUUCGGUUUCGGUUCGAUAUGGGUAACCGAUCUGUUCGGGAUUUGUCGGUUGGGAAUUUUUCGGUUUGGGGUUGGGAAUUUUUCGGUCGGGAUCGGGAAGUUUAGGAAUUUUUUUCCAGCCCAACAUUCAUCCCAUUAAAACGAUGAAAACGGCAUCCUUUUCCCCUCCAUAGGAAACACCCAUCAUUGCUCCCAACAACAAUCGUUUUCAACCUUGGAAACCUGAGCUUCCUCUCCUUGUAAGAUUCUCCCUCCUUGCCACAAUCCCAUUUCAUUCCCUUUCCUUUCCAUCCCUCAACUCCUUCCAAUCCUCGCAUCAUUUAAAUUCAAAUAGCACCCUCUCUUUUUACUCCACGCACCAAAAGAAAAAGAAAACAAGCUAAAACAUGGAUGAUCCUUCCUCCACCAACUCUGUCAAUGGCUUCUAUUCCUUUCUGGCUCGUGGGGUGGACGAUCUCGAAAGGGUUUAUCUUUCCAGCAACUUCAUGUCAAUCCAAUUCCUUCAAGGGGCUCUUACCCUUCUUCGAUCUUUCCACUCCCAGCUGACCCUUAUUGUCCAAAGGCUCCAUCUGCCUGUUGGGGACAAGUGGCUUGACGAGUACAUGGACGAAAGCUCCAAGCUUUGGGAAGCCUGCCAUGUCCUCAAAUCCGCCGUCUCUGCUAUGGAGAAUUUCUGCACCUCCGGCCACACCAUCACCUCCACCCUCCUCGACUCUCACCACCAUCUCACUCCUCAGCUCUCCCGCCAGGUGGUGCGCGCGAUUUCUCGGUGGCGGCGGGAAGCGUUUGGAUUGGAGGAAGAGAACAGAGCGCUGAUGGAAACGAGAAUCCAACCACUCUCACUGAAAUUCGACGAAAGGAUCGCCGUCGAAUCGAAGCUUAAUGGAUUCAGCGGGUUCAGGGGAGUCCUGUACGCAAUGAGAAACGUGAGCUCUCUGCUUCUCAUGGUCUUGCUGUACGGACUGGUCUUCUGCUCGCCGGAGGACUCAACCUUUUGCAGGGAAGGAGACGACGACUACGAGGGCCGCAUGAUCUUCGGAUCACCGUUCAUGAUAUCGACGGCCAGACUGCAGCAGCGGGUGGCGGCGGAGAUAGGGCAGAUAAGCGAGAGGCCUGGGAUUCUGGUGUGGGAGUUCAGGAGGUCGAAGGCGGCGAUGGAGGAGCUGAGAGGUGAACUGGAGGAGAGGAAGGGCCCACAGGGAGGAGUGAUGGAUUGGGAGAGUGGGAUUAGAGAGAGAGUGGAGAAUUUGAGAGAGUGUUUUGGGGUGUUGACUUCUGGUUCUGAGAAUAUUGUGAGCCAACUUGAUGAUUUGUUUGAUGAAAUUGUUGAGGGGAGGAAGAAGCUCUUGGACUUUUGCAGUCACAGGUAAAAAAAAUAAAAAAUAAAAAAUUUACGUAGCAGUAGGACAGGUAUUUACAUGUCCUCUUGUUUUUGGCAUCUCAUGUUUUUAGCAGUUGAUAUGGAGGUUGCUAAGUUUGUUGUAAUAGUGUGCUUUUUUUUUUUUUUUUAACUCAAAGUUCGAAUAGCUCAUUCUGUAAUUUAAACUAGAUUAUGAUCGAAUAUUCUCAUAUCGAAAGAGGAUAGAAAGUUACUGGUGGCAUUUGUGCGUCAAGUCAUUAGGUCAAUGUGUACUUAAACGUGAUCCUCUUUCACUAGAUUAAGGUAUUUGGAGAAACCCUGAACUCGGUCUUGUAAAAUAGAAUUCAUUAUUAAUUAUUAUUAUUAUUAUAUUUAAUUUUUGGC